UUAUGAAGCAUAGUGUUCUGCUGACUCAAAACAAAUCUCCUUCAACAGUAGGCUAAUAAUGUUUUAAUGUCAUUGUUUAUCAAAUGGGUGGAGGUUGAUCUGUAAUAAUAUUGCCACAGCAACAACCUAUUAUGUUCACAACUUCUUUUUUCCUCUACCACCCAAGUUUUAUUUUUUUCUGUCUGGUCUGACUGGGUGUGCCUCUCCUCUGUAACAUGAGAGCCACAUGACCAAUAGGAAGACAAACAGUCUGGAAGUUAGCGUAUUUCUUCCGCAAACUUUUUAAGUUUUUGCUGUGUUGUAAGAGGAGCAAGAGAGCAGGCCGCAGUCCAACAACACUGGAACAGAACUAAUCAGUCUGAGAUACAGCAUCAGCGAAGAUGGCAAACCAGCUACAGCAGCUUGUAGCGGACAAAAAGGAUAUGGUGGAGACUGUGAUGGAAUUGUUUGAACAGGGAGCUGAAGUGGUGGCCAGUAUCGCCGGCGACCUUUUCCCCAUUUUCUCCAUCGCUGCUCCAAUUGUUAAACUGGCUCUGGAUAAUGUGGAAAGCAAAGAAGCCGCGUUCAUGAAGGAGCAGUUUCAGAAGGUGCGAGAGCGUCUGGAGGUGGUCUCGGAGGAGAUUCAGCGGAUCAACGAUGAGAUCAAGAAGAGCGGGUUGGAUGCCGUGUAUUUCCCAGUGGAGGAGAACAUCACUAACCAGUUCAGGAAGUACAUGGACAUCCUCAACGCCAAACCCAAGUUCCGGGAGGUCAAGAAGAAACUUUUCUUGGAGCAUUUUGCCAAGACCGGCGGUGACAAAAACCUUAUCACCCUCUACAACUCUGUGACGGGAGAUAACUUCUCUGGGGAAUCUGUGCUGGAGAUCACCCUGAACUACGAAGAGAAAAGUCGCCGGCCGGUGGAGGACUUCUGCGCCAGGCUGAAGAAGCUCUUCUGCAUCGGGCUCAUCGCACUUCUGGGCCACGCCGCUCUGAAGGGAUACGAUGAGGAGGACGCGCUUCUGAAAGACUGGGGUGAGAAGAUGAAUACUGUCCAGAAUAAAAUGAAUGUCGUCAUUGAAGACUGCAUCGUCAGCUUCCCCAAGCAGGCCGAGAUAGAUUCCCGUCGUCUGGUGAGAGACGAGUCAAACUUAACCAACCAGCAGCUAGCUGAUGCCAUCAUAGAGAAACUCAAGAAGAAGUAUGACUGGGUUGGCUGGUCCGUGCGUAUAUUUAGGACCCCUUCAGGCCUGUUCGCCAACAAGAAGGAUUACCACUGCCCGACAGGGAAGAGUCGCUUCCAGGUCCCUUCGUCAGAUGAGAAACUCAAUGUCUGGGUGUCCUACAGCUCUUCGCCUGAGCCUGUGGAUAAGAAUCACAUCCAGCAGCUGAUCCAGAGUCAGAAGAAAGUCUCGGUGGUCGGUGUAGCUGAGGACCUGUUUGAGAAGUUGCCCGGUCACUGCAUGGUCCACACGGUCAAAACCAGCAAAGACCUGGCCUGCUCCUGGAGCUUCACAGAUGAGCUCCACUACUGGGAGGAGCACAAAAACAUCUAUGUCUGCGCUCACUCUGCUUGAAGUUUUAAGACGCUGAAAAAACUCUCAAAAGUAAAUCUAUGAUUGUAGGUUGCUUCAUAUUUACACGGAUAAUCACAGAGUUGAUUGCUGCCUCCCUGUUUGGCCUGAGCAGUGAAAUACUACACAGCAUAUUCCUUAUUUGAACCUCUCUAGUAGUCGUUUUUUUUACAGAAUUAUUCCCUUUUUCUAAGAGUGUUUACUGUUACAGUAGCUUCUUGCCGUUGUGAAGGUGCAUCAUGUCAAGUCAAGUCAAUUUUAUUUAAAUAGCCCAAUAUCCCAAAUCACAAAGUUGCCUUAAGGGGGUUUACAAUCUGUGCAGCAUACGACCCCCCUCUGUCCUUAGACCCUCAAUUUGGAUAAGCAAAAAAAAACUUUAAUGGGAUAAAAAAAGCAAGACAUCUCAGAAGGGAUCCCUCUUCCAGGAUGGACAGACAUGCAAUAGAUUCUGUGUGUGUGUGUGUGUGUGUGUGUGUGUGUGUGUGUGUGUGUGUGUGUUUGUACUUUCCACAAGAAAGUAGCAUAAACUAGAUUCUUUAACUAAGAAUAAUGACCUUUUUCAUCCAAUGCAGCUGAGCUUUGUUUAUUUCUCGGAACAGACAGAAGAGCUUUGCCCUUUUGUUUAGGCUUUAUUCUAUCACAGUGUCUCCUCUUUUUGUAAUGAAAUUGGUAAAUAGUUUAACAUAAUUUGUUGCUGAAAAAUUGUGGUAUAAGAUCAACAAAUGUGUUUUUGUUUUUUUACAUUUGCUGUAAAUGUCAGGAGGACGGGGUUGUUUUGUUUUGGGAAAGUUGUCGAUUAAGAAUUCAGCUGUCAUAAGGAGAUUAUGUGCUGCUGGUAGAGAUAAGCGGUGACCUCGCCUUGUUGAGGACACAUACACCAAAGCUGUGAGAGAAAAAUGCCUGACUCCAGAGUCUGUGACAGAAACCUUCAUUUUGAUUUCACUUCUUGUACUCAUCUGACAAAAAUAACAAACCUUGUUACUGGCUGCUGUACAGCACAAACACAGCACAAGAGACAAGGCCUCAAACAGCAUUUGCUGUGGUGACCCUGCCCUGAACAUGCCGAGGCAUAAUGACAGCAGCACUUUGUUUACAUACAGAUGCCUAUUCUUGUGUCACAUCUUCACCUGUGUGGUUGUGCAACACAUACUGGAAAGUUGUACCUGCUCAGUGGUUGAGGAUUUACUUCUGUAUAGAAAUAAAUUGUUGAAUUUUGGACAAUGUAAACCGUGGGUCUGGGAUCUUUUGUUUAUUUCUAGAGAUUUUGAUCAAAAUUUGUAUAAUUUGACCAUGAUCAACACUACUUUGUCAGAACUGCAGUAUGUCAUGGAGACACUGCCGAUAGACACCACUGACCUGUUUUAAUUGUUUUAGAUCAUUUGUUCUUUAUCGUAAACCGCUGUAAUUUGUGUUUCUUCUUUGUUUGUGUGUGGUUUAAAUGUUGUUAUCACCUUUAAGUUAAAUACAUUUCUUUCUUUGAAUUUCUUUUAUUAUUUGACCAAAACAAGCAACAUAUUUACUGUAGAAUUAUUGAUUAAAUCUUUUUUUUUAUCUUGCACUCUUUUAGAUAUUUCUUUUUGGAUUUUCAGUGUCUUAGAUUCAAAAUCCUGUUGGUAAACCGAGGCAAUGAUUGUAUUAAAUCUUCCAAAUAAACUCAGUCAUACACCA
Messenger RNA from Perca flavescens (yellow perch), 3221 nucleotides. It is a transcript of the gene rpz4, whose product is annotated as rapunzel 4. The coding region runs from base 381 to 1556 and encodes 391 amino acids. The transcript has 3 exons. The record is from RefSeq and is a predicted model, not a curated record. NCBI's taxonomy places the organism in Eukaryota, Metazoa, Chordata, Actinopteri, Perciformes, Percidae.